This is a messenger RNA of Oppiella nova, 699 nucleotides long. The record is from the annotation of a GenBank genome assembly. Lineage: Eukaryota; Metazoa; Arthropoda; Arachnida; Sarcoptiformes; Oppiidae.
GCCAUACAUUUCGCUACUUUUCAAUCGCUGAUUAAAAUAGUUUUCUCACUCAUUAUUAUCUGUUAAUUAACACUAAUUUUCUGGUUGUCUCUCAGUUUUGUCGACCACACGACUGUCCAACGGUUACCAUCAAUUCGUUAACCAAUGGCUCACGUAUACCAUCGUGCCCAGCGGUGGACCCGUAUUGGGCGGUAAUGACAUUAAUGGUGAGGCGCUAUACGUAGGCCGUGCCGUACAGGACGGGGAUACCAUUCCCGGAAAGGUGGUUCCCUCGCACGGCGUGUGUUACGUGGCCUAUGCCGGUGGCGAGCACGGGCACCGGGACUAUCAGGUGCUGACCAACCCGCACGGGGCUAACCUGGUGUGGGUGCCCGCCUCGGGAGGUGAGGUACCUCUUGGCGCCGUUCAGGGCGGACAGCAAUCGGAUGGCGAGAAGUUGUUCAUCGGGCGGGCCUACCAUAGCGGGUCCAUGGUGUUGGGUAAGGUGCACCCCAACCACCGUACCCUCUAUGUGUCCUUUGAUGGCCAGGAGGUUCCCAUUCAUAACUACGAGGUCCUCGUGUGCAGAGAUAUCUGCCAUUAGAUUAUUAUCUCGAAAAUGAUGAUCAGUUUUACUGUAUGUGUGAUUAAGACUCGAUGUUUAAGUUUAAGACAUAAUUAUUAUUAAUGUUUUUAAUUGAGAGUAAUUUUUUUGCAGUC